Messenger RNA from Nanorana parkeri, 1127 nucleotides. It is a transcript of the gene SHF, whose product is annotated as Src homology 2 domain containing F. The transcript is spliced from 6 exons. The coding region runs from base 1 to 867 and encodes 288 amino acids. Gene Ontology annotation, molecular function: phosphotyrosine residue binding. Lineage: Eukaryota; Metazoa; Chordata; Amphibia; Anura; Dicroglossidae. The record is from RefSeq and is a predicted model, not a curated record.
AUGGAUGUGGGUGAAAUUCGCAGAAGGGGAUCCAAAGAACUGCCAGGUAAACCUUUACACCUAUACGACACGCCGUAUGAACCAUCGGAAAAUGGAGUAGAUUCGGAUAGUGAAAAGUCAGACCAGAGACCCCGGGAAUCCAGAUUGCCACAAGAUGACGAACGGCCUCCAGAAGAAUAUGACCAGCCUUGGGAAUGGAAGAAAGAUCGAAUUUCAAAAGCAUUUGCAGUGGAGAUUAAAGUAAUCAAAGAUCUUCCCUGGCCUCCACCAGUGGGACAGCUGGACAGCAGCACAGCCGCACUGGAAAGUGAUGUGAGCAUUUCAUUGUCUCAGCAGCCUCCUCCUUCUCCACAAUUACCAUCCCAGAACAGCCUUGAAGACACCAAUGCCCAGUUUGAUGGUGCUGAUAAAACAGGCAUGUCAUCAUCCAGAGAGAACAGACUCAGACACACGCACAGACACUCAGCUGGGAACUUGAAGGCAACCAAGAAUCCAAGUGUAGAACAAACCAACUCAGUGGGAGAAAGGAUAGAUCCUUCCCUGCCAUUAGAAAAUCAAUUCUGGUACCACGGUGCAAUCAGCCGCACAGAUGCAGAGAGUCUCCUGAGGCUUUGUAAAGAAGCAAGUUACCUGGUGCGAAACAGCGAGACCAGCAAGAUUGACUUUUCCUUAUCACUGAAGAGCAGCCAAGGAUUUAUGCACAUGAAGCUCUCGCGUACCAAAGAAAACCAGUAUAUAUUGGGACAGAACAGCCAACCUUUUGACGGUGUUUCAGAAAUAAUCCAUUACUACACCACCCACAAGUUACCAAUAAAGGGAGCUGAACAUAUGUCUUUGUUCUAUCCAGUUGCAAUCCGGACAUUGUAGCACUGAGCUUAUGGCAGCUAAAGGAGCAUGGAUUGUCCUAUUUAUGGUGUACAGAAUGGAACAAAAACACACAAUGGUGGUACUUUACGUGAAAUUUAAAACUGACUAGUGAUGGAUGUUUUUUGUUUUACAGUUCUAGUCUAAGUAUGAUUAAUGAAAGUAAUCCACUUGAAUGGGUACACUGCCUGUUCUUUCAUAUACAAUGAUUUGGGGCUAUAUGCCCCGAAAGUGGCAAUACUAAGAUGUUCAGCUUAAACUAC